AUGAAUGUUUGUCAAGCUUUCUUUACAGUGACACAUGCAGGUGCUCGAGCCACACUGUACAAUACAAUCAUUUCUUUCUUUCUUUCCUUCUUCCUUUCUUCCUUUCUUUCUUUCCUUCUUUCUUUCUUCAUUUCUUUCUUUCUUUCCUUCUUUCUUUCCUUCUUCCUUUCUUUCUUUCCUUCUUUCUUUCUUUCUUUCUUUCCUACUUUCCUUCUUUCUUUCUUUCUUUCUUUCUUCCUUUCUUUCCUUCUUUCUUUCCUUAUUUCUUUCUUUCUUUCUUUCUACAGAGUUCAUUUCUUCCUUCUUUCUUUCUUUCUUUCUUUCUUUCCUUCUUUCUUUCUUUCCUUCUUUCUUUCCUUCUUUCUUUCUUUCUUUCCUUCUUUCUUUCCUUCUUUCUUUCUUUCUUUCCUUCUUUCUUAUAAUCAUAACCAAACUCAGUUAAUUUCUUUCUUUCUUUCAUAUAACUUUACUGAGUUUCUUUCUUUCUAUUUUUCUUUUGUUUUACUUAGAAUCUUACCGUAUUUAUUUAUUUUAUUUAUUUAUUCUGCACAUUUGAAAUCAUUUUCUUCUUUUCUCAAAAAUAAUUCUGUUUGUUUUCUUAUUGUUUCUUGUUGUUUCUUCCUGUUUCUAUUCUCUGUUGCACAAAAAAAUAUUUCUCUUACUUUUUUCCUGUCUUUCUUUUCCAUUCCUCGUUGCUCGAAAAUAUUAUUUCUCUUCUUUUUCCUUCCUUCCUUCAUUCCUUUCUUUUUUUCGUUCUUUUUUUCUUUCUUUCUUUUUUCUUUCUUUCUUUUCAAUAUCUAUUUUUGCCUUCAUUCAUUCAUUCAUUCAUUCUUUCUUUCUUUCUUUCUUUCUUUCUUUCUUUCUUUCUUUCUUUCUUUCUUUCUUUGCCACGUUUCUGUUUCUAGUUGCCCAUAA
This is a messenger RNA of Acanthosepion pharaonis, 915 nucleotides long. The record is from the annotation of a GenBank genome assembly. NCBI's taxonomy places the organism in Eukaryota, Metazoa, Mollusca, Cephalopoda, Sepiida, Sepiidae.